AUGGAGGCCCUCAGACCAGUGCCAGUUAUCCACUUCGACCAGUGCCAGUCACCCACCUCGACCAGUGCCAGCCACCCACCUCGACCAGUGCCAGCCACCCACCUCGACCAGUGCCAGUCACCCACCUCGACCAGUGCCAACCACCCACCUCGACCAGUGCCAACCACCUACCUCGACCAGUGCCAACCACCCACCUCGACCAGUGCCAACCACCCACCUCGACCAGUGCCAACCACCCACCUCGACCAGUGCCAACCACCUACCUCGACCAGUGCCAACCACCCACCUCGACCAGUGCCAACCACCUACCUCGACCAGUGCCAACCACCCACCUCGACCAGUGCCAACCACCCACCUCGACCAGUGCCAACCACCCACCUUGACCAGUGCCAACCACCCACCUUGACCAGUGCCAACCACCUACCUCGACCAGUGCCAACCACCCACCUCGACCAGUGCCAACCACCCACCUCGACUAGUGCCAACCACCCACCUCGACCAGUGCCAACCACCUACCUCGACCAGUGCCAACCACCCACCUCGACCAGUGCCAACCACCCACCUUGA
This is a messenger RNA of Procambarus clarkii (red swamp crayfish), 567 nucleotides long. RefSeq lists its product as uncharacterized. The record is from RefSeq and is a predicted model, not a curated record. Lineage: Eukaryota; Metazoa; Arthropoda; Malacostraca; Decapoda; Cambaridae.